Molecule: messenger RNA, 549 nt
Organism: Hyalella azteca
Lineage: Eukaryota; Metazoa; Arthropoda; Malacostraca; Amphipoda; Hyalellidae
Exons: 3
Coding region: 24-371 (115 amino acids)
Source: RefSeq, a predicted model, not a curated record
AUACGCCCGUGGUUAGCACUGCCAUGGAAUCGCUGACCCUGCCAGACACGCCUAGACCUCCCUCGCUGAGUUUGAUGAACUGUGUGGCUGAUGGAGUGGAGGCCUUGGCCAGGACGGUACAGGCAUAUGCUCCCAGCAGCAAGAGGUACGAUCAAAUUUCGAUUAUGGAGCCUGAACUCCUGGAGGUGGAGGAGCAGCGGCGGCUGCUGGGGCUUUUGCACGUGUCUGGUGUCCGCACCUACGGUUCAGGCGUCACGCGCAUCAUGGUCCACUCAUACGAUGACGAGGCGAAUCUUUUGAUUACUGAUGAACCUCCUCCUGCCCGCGACUUGGACCAAUCGAUCAAGAACGAUGGAUGCUGCGUUUGUUAGAGGCUCCUCCAUUGCUGCUCAGUUUUUCUUACUUUUUACUUUUUUACUUUUUACUUAUUUUUUUACUCCCGAUGACAUUUUUCCGGCUUCGUUAGAAUUAUUUAGCUGCUAAAAAUGUUAUUUCUGCGGCUUUGAUGUUCUCUCCGCGUUUUCAACGAUAAAUGAAAUGAGAUUCUAA